Molecule: messenger RNA, 665 nt
Organism: Linum trigynum
Lineage: Eukaryota; Viridiplantae; Streptophyta; Magnoliopsida; Malpighiales; Linaceae
Source: the annotation of a GenBank genome assembly
CCCUUGAGCUCUCCCAAAACCAAGAACACAUUCACAUCCAUUCAUCAUAAUUAUAUAAUAAUAAUUGACGGUGAGAUUAACAGCUGAUUAACCGAUGGACAGAGCGGAAGAUCUACUGAAUAGCGGGAACAGCCUGCAACUGCGGAGGGACAACGAGAGCCAGGCCGGGAACCAGGCCCGGCGAGAAGAGAAUGCCGACCAAUCCAAGCCCAACGUAGAUGGGGUUCCCAUGAAGAGCAGUCCAUAUGUGAAGUACUCCAAUCUGGAGGACUACAAGGGCCAAGGCUAUGGCACCACCGGCCACCUCCCCGUCAACCCCAACCAGACUCCCGGCGCCACCGAUGCACCUACGCCCUCCGGCGCCGGCGCAACCCCCACUCUAGCCGGUGAGGGCGGCCAAUCGUCCUAAUUAAUUAUCCUCUUCCCUUGCUUCCAUUCAUGUCCAUGCUACAUUAUUGCAUUUGUUCGCAUUUUUCUUGAUGAUAAGCUAUGUGCCUAUGUCUAAAACGUUACGUUUCUUUUUUUUUGUGCCGAUGAUUUUUGUCUUAGGUUGUUAAUUGUUUAAUCCACUUAUUCAUGUAUCUAUUUAUGUAUUAUCAGAAGCUUGACAUUUUUUUUAUAAUCAAAGUUCAUUCUCAUGUAACAAAUGAAUUAAAUUAAUGCAU